This is a messenger RNA of Prunus armeniaca (apricot), 1734 nucleotides long. The record is from the annotation of a GenBank genome assembly. NCBI's taxonomy places the organism in Eukaryota, Viridiplantae, Streptophyta, Magnoliopsida, Rosales, Rosaceae.
AUGGCGAUCCAAAUACCGACUCGGCUGCUAUUCAUCGAUGGCGAGUGGAGAGAACCAGUCCUCAAGAAACGCAUACCCAUCAUCAACCCUGCUAGUGAAGAAAUCAUUGGGAGUGUUCCUGCAGCUACUGCUGAAGAUGUGGAGCUUGCGGUGGAGGCUGCUCGUAGAGCCCUUGCCAGGAACAAGGGAAGAGAUUGGGCCUCGGCAUCCGGAGCAGUUCGUGCCAAGUAUUUGCGAGCUAUUGCUGCUAAGAUAACUGAGAGAAAAUCUGAGCUAGCAAAACUCGAAGCAAUUGAUUGUGGAAAACCACUGGAUGAAGCAGCAUGGGACGUGGAUGAUGUUGCUGGGUGCUUUGAGUACUAUGCAGACCUCGCUGAAGGUUUAGAUGCACAGCAAAAGGCCUCUAUUUCUCUUCCUAUGGAGCAAUUUAAAAGUCAUGUUCUUAAGGAGCCCAUCGGGGUUGUUGGGUUAAUUACACCAUGGAACUACCCUCUGUUAAUGGCUACAUGGAAAGUAGCUCCUGCCUUAGCUGCUGGGUGUGCUGCAAUAUUGAAGCCGUCUGAGUUGGCCUCUGUAACUUGUUUGGAGCUAGCUGCUGUGUGUAUAGAGGUUGGUCUUCCUCCCGGUGUCCUCAAUAUUCUGACUGGACUGGGCCAUGAAGCUGGCGCUCCUUUGGCAUCUCAUCCCCAUGUUGACAAGAUUGCAUUUACUGGAAGUACUAUUACUGGGAGCAAGAUUAUGACCGCUGCAGCUCAACUGGUGAAGCCUGUUUCACUGGAGCUUGGUGGGAAAAGCCCGAUUGUUGUUUUUGACGAUGUUGAUAUUGACAAGGCUGCUGAAUGGACUGCCUUUGGUGUCUUUUGGACAAAUGGUCAGAUCUGCAGUGCAACAUCUCGUCUUAUAAUACAUGAAAACAUUGCAGCAGAGUUUUUGGACAGGCUUGUGAAAUGGAUCAAAAACAUCAAGAUUUCAGAUCCUCUUGAAGAAGGUUGUAGGCUUGGGCCUUAUGAGAAAAUACUUAAGUUCAUAUCAACAGCCAAGAGUGAAGGUGCAACAGUUUUGAGUGGUGGGGCUCGUCCUGAGCAUCUAAAGAAAGGAUUCUUCAUCGAACCAACAAUCAUAACUGAUGUAACAACCUCCAUGCAAAUUUGGAGAGAAGAAGUUUUCGGACCUGUUCUUUGUGUCAAAACAUUUAGUUCAGAAGAUGAAGCUCUUGAACUAGCAAAUGACACACAGUAUGGCUUAGGUGCUGCUGUCAUAUCAAAAGAUUUAGAAAGGUGUGAGCGCGUUUCUAAGGCCCUUCAGGCGGGAAUUGUAUGGAUCAAUUGCUCUCAACCAUGCUUCUGUCAGGCUCCAUGGGGAGGCAAUAAACGAAGUGGUUUUGGGCGUGAAUUAGGAAAAUGGGGACUUGAUAAUUACUUGAGCGUGAAACAGAGAGGAGUUUCUGUGCAUCCCAAAGUAAGUCGAGCACGUAAAUUUUUCUUCGUCUUCUCUUUUUCAAGACGAGGACCAGUUGGGUGGGACCAGGCUGGUUGUCGUCGUGACUGGCGGCCAAGGACGAUUGGAGCGGCUGUGGCCGCUGGCGGCUGUGGCCGCUGGCGGCUGCUGAGCGACGAUCAGGAGGAAGUUGGUGGACUGCCCCCUGCUAAGGAUGUCAAUAGAUGGAAGCAAGAUGGUCCGAGCCUUGAUGAUUUGCCUGCUGGACAUGAGGAGUGUUUUGCUAAACUUCCCUAA